CUUCUUGUCCUAGAGGUGCUGCUGUCUUUGUUUAACCUGUCCGGCAGGUUUCUGGCUGCUCUCUCAGCAGGAGAGGAAGAGGGUGAGAGGCUGAGGAAGGAGACACAAGGGUAGGAGAGUCCGACCGGGAAUGAGAUUGGGGCAGAUUCAGCAAUGAGACAGGGGCAGAUGGGGCAAUGGCCUAAGCCAAGGGGAGGACUGAGUGCAGCUGCUGAGGAGACAGACAAGGUGUGUGCGGAUGGAGCCUUCCUGCCCCUGGAAUUCGCCUGUGUGUUGUGUAUAAACUAGAUCUUCUUUUAUUCGUUUCUACCCCCUGGGGACAAUGAGACUGCCCUGGCACCACUGACAUUACCCAUGAACCAGUAUCAGCCAAAAGCCUGAGGUGAGAAGCCAAGAAGUAUGGUGCCUUGGCGGAGGCAGAAACAAGAGGAAAGUGCCGGGGAGACAAGUUUACUUCAGCAGAAAAGGAUCCGGGAGUUGCCCAUUUUAUACGCUGCUAAGCGCAACAGAGCCAAGACCUUGGAAAAGCUUCUUAAGUUAAAAUCCACUGAGCCUUUAACCAGAGGAGCUGCAGGUGAGACCGCGCUGCACGUGGCGGUACUUUAUGAUAAUGUGGAGGCCGUACGGGUCCUAUUGGAAGAGGCUCCUGAACUGGUCAACGAGCCAAUGACCUCUGACCUCUACAAAGGCCAGACAGCAUUGCACAUUGCCGUGAUGCGCCAGAACAUGGUGAUCGUUGGAGAUCUCAUUGCCAAAGGAGCUGAUGUGUCUGCACCACAGGCCGUGGGGUCCUUCUUCCAGCUGAGACCCUCCAACUCCUUCUACUAUGGGGAGCACAUUCUCUCUUUUGCAGCCUGUGUGGGGAACGCAGAGCUUGUCCGUCUCUUAUUGAGCCAUGGGGCAGAUCUAGAGGCCAAAGAUUCCCACGGUAAUACAAUCCUACAUAUCCUGGCCCUUCAGUCAAACAAAAUGGCGGCCUGCCAGAUGUACGACCUCAUAAUGUCCUACCAGCAGGAUAAGGAAAGUCCUGGCCUAGAGGAGACCUGUAACAAUGAUGGACUCACCCCUUUCAAAAUGGCUGCUGUGGAGGGCAACACUGUGCUGUUCCAGCACUUGGUGCAGAAGAGGAGACAUGUUCAUUGGACCUUCGGCCCCAUUACCUGUUACCUCUAUGACCUGAACGAGAUUGACACGUGGGAAGACGCUCAGUCGGUGCUGAGUCUGGUGGUGUCAGAGAAAAACAAAGAGGCGCGGCGGAUUCUAGAUAUUUCGCCAGUAAAAGAACUGGUAAAGAGAAAGUGGCAGCGCUUUGGCCGACCCUAUUUCUGUCUCCUGGCGGCCGUCUAUGUCCUGUACAUGGCGUGUGUCUCCAUGGUUUGUGUCAACCGACCCCUGAAGCCGAGACCUGAUAACGUCACCGACCCCAGAGACAUGACCCUAUUGGUACAGAAACCCCUGACGGAAUCCUACCUUACCUAUGAUGACCAUGUCCGAUUGGCCGGUGAGAUGAUCAGUGUAUCGGGGGCAAUAGUCAUUUUGCUGCUGAAGGUGCCGGAUCUGCUGCAGAUUAGGAGUGUGAGGUCCCUGACUCAGGCUGUCCAUGGGGGGCCAUUCACUCUCAUUAUCGUGGUGUUCCCCUGCCUGGUGCUGGUGGUGUUCAUCAUGCGUCUCACUAACACGGACGGAGAAGUCAUUCCCAUGUCCAUGGCGCUCGUCCUCGGCUGGUGUUACGUCAUGUACUUUGCGCGAGGAUUCCAGAUGCUCGGCCCUUUCACCAUCAUGAUCAAUAAGAUGAUCUUUGGGGACCUCCUGCGCUUCUGGUGGUUGAUGGUUGUGGUGAUUUUUGGAUUCUCUACAGCUUUUUACACCAUUUUCCAGACGGUGGAUCAAACCCAGUUUGGAUACUUUUACAGCUACUUAAUGUCCCUGUUCAGCACCUACGAGCUCUUCCUGAACGUCAUCAACUCUCCCACCAACUAUGAUGUAGAUCUUCCCAUCAUUUUCUUUGUUGUCUACGUCAUCUUCACAAUCAUCGCAAACCUCCUCAUGUUGAACAUACUCAUCGCCAUGAUGGGGGACACUUACUGGAGAGUCGCCCAGGAAAGGGACGAGCUAUGGAGGGCACAGGUACAGUAACUCAUGGUUCCUCACUGGGGGGAAGCUCUGGGGCUGCCCAGGAAAGGGACGAGCUGUGGGGGGCGCAGGUACAGUAACUCAUGGUUCCUCACUGGGGGAAGCUCUGGGGCUGCCCAGGGAAGGGACGAGCUGUGGGGGGCGCAGGUACAGUAACUCAUGGUUCCUCACUGGGGAGAAGCUCUGGGGCUGCCCAGGAAAGGGACGAGCUGUGGGGGGGCAGGUACAGUAACUCAUGGUUCCUCACUGGGGGGAAGCUCUGGGGUUGCCCAGGAAAGGGACGAGCUGUGGGGGGCACAGGUACAGUAACUCAUGGUUCCUCACUGGGGGGAAGCUCUGGGGCUGCCCAGGAAAGGGACGAGCUGUGGGGAGGGCCCAGGUACAGUAACUCAUGGUUCCUCACUGGGGGAAGCUCUGGGGCUGCCCAGGAAAGGGACGAGCUGUGGGGGGUGCAGGUACAGUAACUCAUGGUUCCUCACUGGGGAGAAGCUCUGGGGCUGCCCAGGAAAGGGACGAGCUGUGGGGGGUCAGGUACAGUAACUCAUGGUUCCUCACUGGGGAGAAUCUCUGGGGCUGCCCAGGAAAGGGACGAGCUGUGGGGGGUCAGGUACAGUAACUCAUGGAUCCUCACUGGGGGAGAAUCUCUGGGGCUGCCCAGGGAAGGGACGAGCUGUGGGGGGCACAGGUACAGUAACUCAUGGUUCCUCACGGGGGGAAGCUCUGGGGUUGCCCAGGAAAGGGACGAGCUGUGGGGGGGCGCAGGUACAGUAACUCAUGGUUCCUCACUGGGGAGAAGCUCUGGGGCUGCCCAGGAAAGGGACGAGCUGUGGGGGGUGCAGGUACAGUAACUCAUGGUUCCUCACGGGGGGAAGCUCUGGGGUUGCCCAGGAAAGGGACGAGCUGUGGGGGGUCAGGUACAGUAACUCAUGGUUCCUCACUGGGGGGAAGCUCUGGGGCUGCCCAGGAAAGGGACAAGCUGUGUGUUUAUCUGAAAGCUAAAACAAAUGAAUAAAAGUCUCAAAUAAACACAUUAUUAUAUGAUGACACGUGGGGGGCUCCUCUCUCGCUUCCCUUGGCUCUCCUUCUCCUUUGUGGGGUGCAAAGAGCUGACAGAUGGAGUGUAGCAGUUCUCAACCUGGGGGGGCAGAGCUUGUCUGGAAGGAGUUUGGCCAUUCGGCUACUGAAUUGCAGAAACCUGUAUAACGGGUGGGGGCACUUCCAUUGGUAAAGGAAUGAGUGGAACUUCUGCUCAGGACAGGGGUGGGUCAGGCUUUAGGGCUAAAUAAGUGAGCAAAUAUCAGGGUGAGCCCAAGAGCAAAUCCCCCCCAGAGACCUGUUUCAUUCUCUCUCAGAAAUGUAUAGAUGAAUGGGAUAAACCAAAGCCCAAACUACACAGGGGGGUUAGCUCCCAAAUUAAAUGAUAUAUAAGGAAUACUUCUUAUGACACAUCCUUGUGUACCCUAACCCAAACGCUUGUGUACCCUAACCCAAACCCUUGUGUACCCUAACCCAAACCCUUAUGUACCCUAACCCAAACCCUUGUGUACCCUAACCCAAACCCUUGUGUACCCUAACCCAAACCCUUGUGUACCCUAACCCAAACCCUUGUGUACCCUAACCCAAACCCUUGUGUACCCUAACCCAAACCCUUGUGUACCCAAACCCUUGUGUACCCUAACCCAAACCCUUGUGUACCCUAACCCAAACCCUUGUGUACCCUAACCCAAACCCUUGUGUACCCUAACCCAAACCCUUGUGUACCCUAACCCAAACCCUUGUGUACCCUAACCCAAACCCUUGUGUACCCUAACCCAAACCCUUGUGUACCCUAACCCAAACCCUUGUGUACCCUAACCCAAACCCUUAUGUACCUUAGCCCAAACCCUUGUGUACCCUAACCCAAACCCUUGUGAACCCUGUGAAAAUAAAUUUUUGGGCCCCCCCACAUCACAACUCCCAAACAGUGUUCCCCUCUUCCUGUACAUUUACAUGGAAGACACUGACAGAGGCAGUGAGUAGAGGAAAGAGCUAACAUAUAGAACCAAGUAGUAGCAAUGUGUUCGGGAAUUGGGGGACAAACACUAGCAAAUGAUAUUUUGCCCUUUCUUUACCUUUUGUCAUUACCUGGUGAAUCUCACAGCUUUGCUUUGUCU
This is a messenger RNA of Xenopus tropicalis (tropical clawed frog), 4286 nucleotides long. It is a transcript of the gene trpv5, whose product is annotated as transient receptor potential cation channel, subfamily V, member 5. NCBI's taxonomy places the organism in Eukaryota, Metazoa, Chordata, Amphibia, Anura, Pipidae. The record is from RefSeq and is a predicted model, not a curated record. Gene Ontology annotation, biological process: monoatomic ion transport; transmembrane transport; monoatomic ion transmembrane transport. Gene Ontology annotation, cellular component: plasma membrane; membrane. Bases 400 to 2136 code for a protein of 578 amino acids. Gene Ontology annotation, molecular function: calcium channel activity; monoatomic ion channel activity. The transcript has 15 exons.